AUUGCAGAACACGCGCUCUACCGUUUUCUUUGCCUUGUUAUUUGGCUUUCUCCACACUUUCCGCAAGACUGUUCUGUUCUUGAAACAUCCGUUGUUCCAAGAUGAGUGAAGAAGUGAAAGAGAAUCAAUCUGACAAGCUUCAGAGAACAGCUCCACGUUUGAACGAGAGGAUACUCUCAUCUUUAUCAAGGAGAUCGGUUGCUGCUCAUCCAUGGCAUGAUCUUGAAAUCGGACCUGGAGCUCCGUCGAUCUUCAAUGUGGUUAUUGAGAUCUCAAAGGGUAGCAAGGUCAAAUAUGAACUUGACAAAAAGACAGGACUCAUCAAGGUUGAUCGGAUUCUAUAUUCAUCGGUCGUGUAUCCUCAUAACUACGGUUUUAUCCCCCGCACAUUAUGUGAAGACAAUGACCCUUUAGAUGUGUUAGUCAUCAUGCAGGAGCCUGUGCUUCCAGGUUGUUUCCUGCGCGCACGAGCUAUCGGAUUAAUGCCUAUGAUUGAUCAGGGAGAAAAAGAUGACAAGAUCAUUGCGGUUUGUGUUGAUGAUCCUGAGUAUAAGCAUUACACUGACAUCAAAGAACUUCCACCUCAUCGUCUCUCAGAAAUCCGGCGAUUCUUUGAAGAUUACAAGAAGAAUGAGAACAAGGAAGUCGCUGUAAAUGAUUUUCUUCCGAAUGGUCCUGCCGUUGAAGCCAUUCAGUACUCAAUGGACCUUUACGCUGAGUACAUUCUUCACACCCUGAGGAGAUAAAACAAGAACAUUCCUGCCAAAUUUUUUGCUCUGCAAAUCUCAGAUUUUGUAGCAGAGGAAAAAGAAAACAAAACAAGAAUUUGUCUGAUAUUUGGAUUUUGAAUAAACACGUGUUCCUGACACUGUUCUAAUACUUGGCUUCAUAGCUUGUUGUUGUUGUUGUCUUCUGGGGAUCUGCUGUCUGGACAAUAACCCCUAUUAAGAUUCGUUUUCUCACUUGUAUUGUAAUCUUCUAUCCAUUUAAAGUUUCGAUUUAGUUCCAAUGAAACCAGACCGUUUCUUUA
This is a messenger RNA of Brassica oleracea var. oleracea, 1030 nucleotides long. RefSeq names its product soluble inorganic pyrophosphatase 1. NCBI's taxonomy places the organism in Eukaryota, Viridiplantae, Streptophyta, Magnoliopsida, Brassicales, Brassicaceae. Gene Ontology annotation, molecular function: magnesium ion binding; inorganic diphosphate phosphatase activity. Gene Ontology annotation, biological process: phosphate-containing compound metabolic process. The record is from RefSeq and is a predicted model, not a curated record. The transcript has 9 exons. The coding region runs from base 102 to 746 and encodes 214 amino acids. Gene Ontology annotation, cellular component: cytoplasm.